AUGCGGAGUGCCCUUGCUGCCAUGCGUGAAGUGACAGCUGUCUCACCAGAGCCAGCAUUAGUUAUACGAACUCGGCUAUACGAAUCAGGCGUUAAAAGCAUGAGUACUGCACUUGAUGAUCUUUUCCGCGUCACAGGUAUUCAGCUCGUCAAAGGCACGGCUGGAGUGCGGCAGGCCCUUUCUUACGACCGGCUCGUGCUGGCAGCUGGCAGCUGCUUAAGACGUCCAAACAUCCCUGGGCGCCCCCAUCUGCACAGCCUGGCCUCCCAUCCUCCUAGGCCGACUCGAAAUACCGUUAUUGUGGAGGGCGGCGGAUUUACAGGUAUUGAGAUCGCAGCCGAGCUUCCCGGACGAUUAAGUUCGGUUAUCGGCCAGGAUGUCGAAGUGCGCGUCAUCGUUGUUGAACAGGGUGCUGAAAUUGGCCCUGAGCUGGGAGCCAACCCACGACCAGUUAUUUUCCAAGCCCUGGCAGAGCAAGAGGUGGAAACGAAGCUUGGGGCAUCAAUGAUGUCAGUGGACGAUAGAGCCGUGGUUACUACCAGCGGCGAGCACAUCGAGUCACUCACGGCUCUCUGGACAGCCAGGCUAGAAGUAACCCCAUUGACACACCAAAUAAGAGAAAUGAAAGACCGACGCGGAUGUCUCCAUGCCUAUGUGGAUCUACGCGUCCCAUCCGCAAAGGACAUCUUCGUGGCAGGUGAUGCAGCUUUCGCUGAGAUAGAUUGCAACGGCCACUAUGCAAUGAUGUCCUGUCAACAUGCAAAUGCGGGGGCAGUUGUCACUGAGGGCUGGGAGCACAUUGCACAUUGUCAAACUCAAAGAAAAGAAUCCGCGAAUCGCAUUGAAGCGCUUGCUGCUGCUGGCCCUGACAGCCCUGGCCCAACUCUGGCUUGA
Messenger RNA from Aspergillus alliaceus, 894 nucleotides. RefSeq lists its product as uncharacterized. The transcript has 6 exons. Lineage: Eukaryota; Fungi; Ascomycota; Eurotiomycetes; Eurotiales; Aspergillaceae. The record is from RefSeq and is a predicted model, not a curated record. Bases 1 to 894 code for a protein of 297 amino acids. Gene Ontology annotation, molecular function: NADH dehydrogenase activity.